This is a messenger RNA of Rubroshorea leprosula, 1059 nucleotides long. NCBI's taxonomy places the organism in Eukaryota, Viridiplantae, Streptophyta, Magnoliopsida, Malvales, Dipterocarpaceae. The record is from the annotation of a GenBank genome assembly.
AUGUUUUUUAUUUUUUUUUUCUUCUUUAUCAGUUAUGGAACUCCUGGGAUUUUUCAAAAAUAAAAUGUGACAACUACUCGUCAAUUGAGAAACCUGGGCAAAUUGGAUAAGAAUCUAACAUCAGUCCUUUAUGUCCCCAACACAUGUCUGUGAACCCUUCAAGGCUUUCACCUCUUCCUGCAGAACUAGUUGCUCUCUACUAUGGUGGUGAUGCAAAUCAUGAUAUCCCUCGUGCUACAGUCACCAGACCUAGUUUUAAGAUUGGCCACCAUUUGCCCCAAUCGUUCGUAAUGAUAUUGCAAAUGAUGUACUGAUUUAUCUACAAAAGUUUAUGUUUGUGCCUUUUAUCAUUCUGAGGUAUGCAAGCUUUUUCACUUUUGUACUUUUUCUAUAUGGUUAUUUUAGCCUUUCAUUUUGGUAGAUUAUGUAUAUUGACAGAAUGCAUGCAAUUGUAUCCGAGAUGUUAUGGUUAUCAGUUUGUAUUGAUAUAUGUUAUGAAUGUUAUUUUUUUUUUUUCUUCCCCUAUGCAGGAUUGGUUUCGUGCUUUUUUUAGAAUGACAUAUGGCUGCUACUCCAGCAUUCAUCAAAGGGGAAGGUUGGAAGCCAAGCGAUAAUGAGAACUGCUUUAACAAGACCCAUCCAAUCCAAGAGGCAUCAUACAAGAACUCAAGAUCAAUCAUUCCAGUUUUGAACAUUACACAAUUGUUAGAAUAUAUCAGAAAAAUGCUCAUACAUUUCUGUUUAUGAAGACCCUAAAAUUUUGUUGAUUGCAUUCAUUGGUGCUUGCCGGGACCACCCUAAGAAGAUGCUCAGUGCAUCAGUUUAUGCUCAUACAUGGAAUGAGAUUUUGUAUGCAUAAUUGUUGAACGGUUGUAAAAAUCUUCUGAACUUCAUUUUUGGAAAUUAAGAGUGUAAAAUCAAGAUACUGACACAGUGAGUUUCAUCAUUUUCUUUGCGGUAAGACAAGAUAUUUGCUAAAAUCGGACAGAGACAAUACCAGAGAAAGUCAUAUCUAAAAGUUUUGUAAAACAGAGUUUUUGAUAAAAAUUAUCAUCAUUU